This is a messenger RNA of Nelumbo nucifera (sacred lotus), 590 nucleotides long. Its product is annotated as protein VERNALIZATION 3-like. The record is from RefSeq and is a predicted model, not a curated record. Lineage: Eukaryota; Viridiplantae; Streptophyta; Magnoliopsida; Proteales; Nelumbonaceae.
UCUGCGACUUGAACCACAUUGCUAGCUGCAGGCUGCAAUCUAUAUCGUCCUGAUCAUAACCAUGUCUGGCAGAAGGGAUCCUUUAUUUGUUGGUGGUGUGAUAGGGGAUGUGUUGGACCCAUUCGAACGAUCUGUUCGUCUCAGAGUCACUUACAACAAUAGGGAAGUUAAUAAUGGAUGCGAGUUUAGGCCCUCCGCUGUGGUCAAUCAGCCCAGAGUUGAAGUCGGAGGCACUGCUCCUGGCAAGCUCUAUACACUGGUAAUGGUUGAUCCUGAUGCUCCGAGCCCAUGUGAUCCAAACAUGAGAGAGUAUUUGCACUGGUUGGUGACAGAUAUCCCAGAUGGUGCUGGCCCAAAUCAUGGGCAGGAGAUAGUAUGCUACGAGAACCCACGUCCAGUACUGGGGAUUCAUCGCUAUGUGUUCGUGUUGUUCCAGCAACCUGGAAGGCAGACGAUUUAUGCUCCAGGCUGGCGCCAAAAUUUCAGCACUCGAGACUUUUCUGAGCUUUACAAUCUCGGCUUGCCGGUUGCUGCCGUUUAUUUCAAUUGCCUCAGGGAGGCUGGCUAUAAUGGAAGAAGACGUUAACUCA